Molecule: messenger RNA, 771 nt
Organism: Atta colombica
Lineage: Eukaryota; Metazoa; Arthropoda; Insecta; Hymenoptera; Formicidae
Product: protein anoxia up-regulated-like
Exons: 5
Coding region: 1-771 (256 amino acids)
Source: RefSeq, a predicted model, not a curated record
AUGAAUACUUUCUAUAUUCUUUACAUCAUCAUACUGAUAUUUGGAAUAUCCGAUUGUGGACGAGUUCAUAAAAUCCCAAUCAGUACAAAUCAAAGAAAUAUGCGUUAUACUGAAGACGCUAAUUGUCGCGGUGUUUUACCAAAUACUUUACAGAAGAAAGCUGUUGAAAAAACAAGUAACAUCGCGCAGAAAGCGGCGCAGGAAGCGAAAGCCGCGUCCGAAGCGCAGAAUAUCGCUGGGCAACAAGCAGCUCGUCAGGUAAAGGCUCAACUGGCAGAGAAGGCGGUUCAAGCUGCGAAAGCCGCCGAGGCGGCCUUAUCGGGCAAGGAAGCGAUGGUUGAACAGCUGCAAGAGGAAGUGAAGGAAGCAAGAUCGGUGGUUCAAGAAGAAACAUCUUCCUUGCAACAAGCGCAGGCUAACGUCAAUGUCGCAGUGCAAGCGGCGCGGCAGUCACAAGAUCAGCUGAAGACACUAAUGAACGCAGUGCACACAGCCAAAUCGAAUGCGGCAAAUGCGCAGGCAGUUGCAAAUGGGGCACAGAGAUCGCUGCGAGAAAAAGAGGAAUUGCUGGAAGCAGCCAAGAGGCGAGUGGAUGAACUAUCAAAUCAAUUGCAAAGUGCUCGGCAAGAUCUUGUGAAUACGAAUCGCGCAGCAGCCAAAGCCAAUGCUGCUGCGAACGAAGCGAAGGCGAACGCUGCUAGAAACAAAAGAAAAUUAGCACAUUUCAGAAAAAUGCGUGCGCCACGUCUAAGAGCAGAAGCUUCUUCUUGA